Molecule: messenger RNA, 2064 nt
Organism: Caenorhabditis briggsae
Lineage: Eukaryota; Metazoa; Nematoda; Chromadorea; Rhabditida; Rhabditidae
Exons: 14
Coding region: 1-2064 (687 amino acids)
Source: RefSeq, a predicted model, not a curated record
AUGUGGCUCGCCAAUGAAGAAAAAAAGUGCUUGCUAUUCGAAUAUGAACAUGAAAAGUGUAAACCAUCUGGCAAAUCAAGGAGAUUUGUGAAUGCAAACCGUCUUUUCUACACACUUUUCAUUGUUUCUGUUCUAGUUUUUAUUGGGUUGUAUGCAGCGAUCUCUUGGCAUGAUAAAGGGUUAAACAACUACUUCUCUACAGUUAAUGAUUCGAAAUCAAUCACCGAUCAAGAAAAUUCUACAAAAUCGGAUUCAGGAAUUUCUGGAAAUUCGACUAUAAUUCCGAAUUUAACAACAUCAGAAUCUAUCUCAACCACUCAAAUUCCAUUCAAAGAUGAUUGCUCAGUGCCAGUUUUUGAUCCAUGGGAUGAAACUGUGAAGCCAUUUCUGACAGAUACAGAUUUCACGAAAAAUUGUGACCGAACAUGGAAACCGUAUACAGAAUUGAAGAAUGGCACAUGGAUAAUCGUUCAGGAGAAGCCAGGAAUGAAUUGUAAAGCUAGAUGCCAUCACUUCCCUGAUCUCACCUCAUCCGUCAAAAUCUCUGAUUGGUUCGAACCAGGGCCCACGGAUUGCGAAUUUUUGGAAGCUGCGUGUUGGGAAAAAGGUUUUUUUAGUGAGAAAGAGGUCUAUGGAUAUAUUCAUACACAAAUUCCGCCCUCAAAGCGCGAAAAGAUGGAAAAGCCGAAAAUUCGAAAAUCCGAGAAUCCCGAUGUUUUUGUGUUCAUCCUAGAUUCAAUCACACCUCAUUCAGCUAAACGAUCCCUUCCCAAGACCCUUGAACACUUCAAAUCCAAACAUCAGGCCGUCGAUUUUCCGUUUUUGAGUCAAGUGGGAGUGAGAAGUCAAAUGAACGCUUUCGCACUGUUUUUCGGAAAACAAGUGGAAGCUGGUACAAUUAAAGGCGGAAAACCAUUGGAAGCGGAUUGGGCUGAAGAGGAGUACUGUAAGAAAUAUUUGGAUGAUAAGCCCAAUAUUUUCCGGGAUUUUGGAGAAGCUGGGUAUACGACUGUCCACAUUGACGACUGGUACCUCCAGACCCUCACAUAUAACCCGGUUUGCUUAGGCUUUGAACAUUACUAUACAAAUCACACCUUCUAUCCGUUUACCUAUAUUAAUGAAGUUUCUGGAAUCAAGAAAACCAAGGAUAGCUUAAAAGGAAGCGAUUUGUGUCGAGAGUCUUAUCACGGAGCAAUCGAUUAUUUCGAUCAGUUCGCUGAGGCUUAUUCAGAUCGCCCGAUGUUUGCUCUCCAGUGGUUUGUCAUGUUGGGACAUGAGAAAUUAACCUGGGCAAAAAGAGGAGAUGAUUCGAUAUUGGCAUGGUUUGAGAGGAAUUUUGAAUUGUUUGACAACGCCUUUGUGAUCAUAACAUCAGACCACGGAUUCCGUGCUGGGUCUUCGGAUUACUAUCAAACGGAAAUUGGAGCAUUUGAGAAGCAUAAUCCGUUUUUACAAAUUUCGGUUCCCAAGAAAUAUCGGGAUAAUGGAAUUUUGGAGGUUAUGAAAGAGAAUGCACAACGAUUGCAAACUCAUUAUGAUACAAGAGCAACGAUUUUGGAUAUUUUGAAGUACCAACCCUCCUUUAACUUCACCGGCCGUUCCACCCUAAAAAUCUCUGACGAAAAAGGCAACUCCUAUCUUCGUCACCAACCAAACUUCCCUAGAAACUGUGAACAUUUACCAAUUCCUCAGCAGUACUGUAUCUGUAAAUCAAAGUCUACGGAUAUGAUGAAUGUGGACGGACUGGCCGACCGUUUUGGUAACGCUCUUUUGAAACAUAUAGAAGAUGAAUUGGUCAGAUUGAAUUUGACUUCUUUGUGUCACUCAUUUAAAGUUACAGAAGUCGUUUCACUCGAUCUACAUGGCGACAGCAUUGGUUCCAAUGCCAUGUACCAUAUUUCUGUGAAGACCAAUCUUCCAGCACACUUUGAUGCGGUUAUCACAGAGGAUAAGGAAACAGGAAAAAUGGAAUUUAAGGAAAUUGAAAGAUUGGAUCGAUACGGGACAACUGCCGACUGCUCAGCACCUAUUAAUUUUACUUCUCUUUGUUAUUGUAAAAAUUGA